Cimex lectularius (bed bug) is the source of this 1563-nucleotide messenger RNA. Its product is annotated as UPF0183 protein CG7083. The transcript is spliced from 10 exons. Gene Ontology annotation, cellular component: trans-Golgi network. The record is from RefSeq and is a predicted model, not a curated record. Gene Ontology annotation, biological process: Golgi to plasma membrane protein transport. Bases 183 to 1376 code for a protein of 397 amino acids. NCBI's taxonomy places the organism in Eukaryota, Metazoa, Arthropoda, Insecta, Hemiptera, Cimicidae.
AUAGUCGCACCCCCCACUCAUAACAAAACAAAGAACAGCUGUUGUGCGUUGAGCAAACUCUCAAGGAUAACAAAGGAAGUUGUUUGACGCAGUUUAUUUUAUUUGAACUUUUUUUGAGGGCGAGCAGAAGUGAAAAGGUCCGUCGAUUUCCCAGUUUCCUUUUUUUUUAAUAAAAGGGAAAAAUGCUCGAGCUGGAGGUGAUGCCAGAAAGGUCCCUAGGAUGCGAACAAUGGGAAUUCAUUCUAGGGAUGCAUUUCUCCCAAGCUGUUUUGAUCCUCCAGUCGCAGGUUGGCGUCAUAAAGGGUAUUCAAGUGAUUUAUUCAGACUCGAACCCCCUGAGCAAAGACCUUGAAAUCGAUCUGACGCAGGAUGGCAUCCGGCUCAAGUUUGACCCGAUCAGCCAGCGUCUCAAGACAAUUGAAGUCUACAACCUCAAACUCGUAAAGCUCAAAUACUGUGGUAUGUUGUUUAACUCGACUGACGUUCUGCCUACGAUGGACCAGAUUGAACACUCAUUUGGUGCCACGUUACCCGGUUAUUUUUCUCCCACCUCUGACGAUUACAUAGUUUACUUCAGGGGUGUUUCGUUCUAUUUUCCUGUGCAGAAAUUUCAGGGAGAAGAAGGCAAUAAAACGGUCCCAAUGCUCUGGGUUGGUCUCAUGACUAUUUACACAGGAAGUUCAGAAAGGUGUGAUGAAAUAGCACCUCUUCCGCUUUCUUGCUACCAAGGCCAGGUUUAUCUUUAUAGAAUCGGCGUCUUAAAGGAAGGCCGAGGACGUCUCCGCCUUUGCUUGUACACGACAGGUGCGACAAGGUCUCUUGAGCCGAAAAAAGAGAAUCUCACGCGUACCAUUGCACUAGGCGAGUGUUGCCAAGCGGUCGCAACCAGCAUCGGUGCACCGAACCGAGUCUUCUUCAAGUCCGAAGACAAAAUGAGGAUCCAUUCGCCUUCGAAUCAACGCCGCGCCGCCGAAAAGUCUUCCGAUUACUUUUUCAACUAUUUCACCCUGGGAUUUGACGUACUUUUCGACGCUAAGACUCAGAAGGCUAAAAAAUUCAUUCUACACACUAAUUACCCUGGUCAUUAUAACUUCAACAUGUACCACAGAUGUGAGUUUUUAAUAAAUCUUCCUGUGGAUCGAGCACCCGAAGGUGAAUCAUCAACAAUACAGGUCACGGCGUAUACAAAAUGGGAUGCCAUUUCUGACCAACUCGAUGCCAGCCCAAGACCAGUUGUCCUCAACCGCGCUUCGUCUAUCAAUACAAAAAACUUUUUUGGCGCUACUCGAUGCUAUGGAUACCGUGAUUACAUUUUUGAAGUCAUGCCCAACCAGCACAUUGCAUCAGUUACCAUAUACCAAGAAGAUGCUAUCUAAGUGAAACGAUUGUAUAUUUUUUGUAUAUAGUAUUUUAUGUAUAUAAUGAUUUUUUAACUUUGACACCAAAAUCUUGAUCUAACUCAAAAAUAAAGUGUUUAUAAUUAUUGUACAUUCAGAACAAUCUGGUCCAACCUGUAGGUCAAAAUUUAAAAAAAAAAUAUAGGUAUUAAUGAAGUCAAACAUA